This is a messenger RNA of Paramuricea clavata, 238 nucleotides long. The record is from the annotation of a GenBank genome assembly. NCBI's taxonomy places the organism in Eukaryota, Metazoa, Cnidaria, Anthozoa, Malacalcyonacea, Plexauridae.
AUGACUGACCUAGAGACUGCAGUAAAUUCUGAUUUAGAGAACCUUAGAAAAUGGUUAAUAGCCAAUAAACUUAGCCUCAAUGUAGCUAAGACAGAGUUUAUGUUGAUUGGCUCUAAACCUAUGAUAAAAAAUAUUUCUGAUUCUUGCCCAAAUGUUUACAUUGAAAAUAUACAAAUUAAACAAGUUCAUGAAUGCAAAACUCUAGGAGUAACAAUUGACCAGCAUUUAUCUUGGAAAA